Oppia nitens is the source of this 536-nucleotide messenger RNA. RefSeq lists its product as uncharacterized. The record is from RefSeq and is a predicted model, not a curated record. NCBI's taxonomy places the organism in Eukaryota, Metazoa, Arthropoda, Arachnida, Sarcoptiformes, Oppiidae. The transcript is spliced from 2 exons. Bases 14 to 454 code for a protein of 146 amino acids.
AAUUUAAAAAAAUAUGUUUUUAAAAAUUUUGUCCAUUGCCACUAUUGUUGGCCUAGUCGUUAGCAGAUCUAUAGAAAAAAUGGAGUCAAUGGAGUUGAAAUCAUUAGCACCGGUAGAUGUAAUGCAAUUGGAAUUCCUAAAUGAUUUACUCAAUCCUAUAGUCGGUCUUUUGGGUAAUAUUGUGGCACAACUUUUGGCAUUAUUACAGCCUAUUCUCAUACCAGUGCUCGGCGUAAUAGUUGGCAUACUUUUGGCACUUUUAACACCAAUAUUGCCGCAAUUGAUUCCAAUAUUAGUGCCCGUAUUGGUGCCGCUAUUGGUUCCAGUGUUAGUUCAAUUAAUACCGGCUCUGGUGCCGGCAUUGGUGGGACAGUUACCACAGUUAGUGACCGGAGUGGUCGGAUCGUUACCACAAUUAGUGACUGGAAUACUUGGCGGACUUUUUCAAGGAUAAAUUAAUUGUUUUACACAUUUAAUGAAAAAUGUUUUAAAUAAUUAUUCAAAUAAAAUUAACUUACUUUUUAAAUUUAAAUUUU